AUGCGUAAUUCUGGAGACGCCGAGAGGAGCCGAGAGGAGACGAGAGGAGCCGAGUGGAGAGGAGAGGAGACGAGAGGAGACGAGAGGAGCCGAGUGGAGACGAGAGGAGACGAGAGGAGACGAGAGGAGCCGAGAGGAGCAGGGAGGAGACGAGAGGAGACGAGAGGAGCCGAGAGGAGCCGAGAGGAGACGAGAGGAGACGAGAGGAGACGAGAGGAGCCGAGAGGAGACGAGUGGAGCCGAGAGGAGACGAGAGGAGACGAGAGGAGACGAGAGGAGCCGAGAGGAGCCGAGAGGAGACGAGAGGAGACGAGAGGAGACGAGAGGAGACGAGAGGAGACGAGAGGAGACGAGAGGAGCCGAGAGGAGACGAGUGGAGCCGAGAGGAGACGAGAGGAGACGAGAGGAGACGAGAGGAGCCGAGAGGAGCCGAGAGGAGACGAGAGGAGACGAGAGGAGACGAGAGGAGACGAGAGGAGACGAGAGGAGACGAGUGGAGCCGAGAGGAGACGAGAGGAGCCGAGAGGAGCCGAGAGGAGACGAGAGGAGACGAGAGGAGACGAGAGGAGACGAGAGGAGACGAGAGGAGACGAGAGGAGACGAGAGGAGACGAGAGGAGACGAGAGGAGACGAGAGGAGACGAGAGGAGACGAGAGGAGACGAGAGACGAGAGGAGACGAGAGGAGACGAGAGGACCGAGAGGAGACGAGAGGAGACGAGAGGAGACGAGAGACACCUCUGGAACGCUCUCCUCCCUCACCUCUGGAACUCUCUCCUCCCUCACCUCUGGAACUCUCCUCCCUCCCCCCUCACCUCUGGAACUCUCUCCUCCCUCACCUCUGGAACUCUCUCCCCCCUCACCUCUUGAACUCUCUCCUCCCUCACCUCUGGAACUCUCUCCUCCCUCACCUCCGGAACUCUCUCCUCCCUCACCUCUGGAACACUCUCCUUCCUCACCUCUGGAACUCUCUCCUCCCUCACCUCCGGAACUCUCUCCUUCCUCACCUCUGGAACUCUCUCCUCCCUCACCUCUGGAACUCUCUCCUCCCUCACCUCUGGAACUCUCUCCCCCCUCACCACUGGAACUCUCUCCUCCCUCACCUCCCUCACCUCUGGAACUCUCUCCUCCCUCACCUCUGGAACUCUCUCCUCCCUCACCUCUGGAACUCUCUCCUCCCUCACCUCUGGAACUCUCCCCCCCCCUCACCUCUGGAACUCUCUCCUCCCUCACCUCUGGAACUCUCUCCCCCCUCACCUCUGGAACUCUCUCCUCCCUCACCUCCCUCACCUCUGGAACUCUCUCCUCCCUCACCUCUGGAACUCUCUCCUCUCUCACCUCUGGAACUCUCUCCUCCCUCACCUCUGGAACUCUCCCCCCCCCCUCACCUCUGGAACUCUCUCCUCCCUCACCUCUGGAACUCUCUCCCCCCUCACCUCUGGAACUCUCUCCUCCCUCACCUCCCUCACCUCUGGAACUCUCUCCUCCCUCACCUCUCGAACUCUCUCCUCUCUCACCUCUGGAACUCUCUCCUCCCUCACCUCUGGAACUCUCUCCUCUCUCACCUCUGGAACUCUCUCCUCCCUCACCUCUGGAACUCUCCCCCCCCCCUCACCUCUGGAACUCGGACUCACUAA
Molecule: messenger RNA, 1635 nt
Organism: Knipowitschia caucasica
Lineage: Eukaryota; Metazoa; Chordata; Actinopteri; Gobiiformes; Gobiidae
Source: the annotation of a GenBank genome assembly